Onthophagus taurus is the source of this 2866-nucleotide messenger RNA. Its product is annotated as zwei Ig domain protein zig-8. The record is from RefSeq and is a predicted model, not a curated record. Gene Ontology annotation, cellular component: neuron projection membrane. Gene Ontology annotation, biological process: synapse organization. NCBI's taxonomy places the organism in Eukaryota, Metazoa, Arthropoda, Insecta, Coleoptera, Scarabaeidae.
UCCGCUGUUGUACGCUGGUUGUAUAGCUGUGCUAGCCAACAUAAAAACAAUGUGACGCGAAAUAUCGCGCCGUCAAGCAAAAUUUUAAACUGUCGCCAACCUGAUUGGAGGUGCAUUUUGGAAAAUUGGCUCGCAACGAAAUCGGCUGCUAGAAGAAGAUCGUUUUGGGAAUAAACAAAAGACACCGCGCGAGGCCGUUGCCUGUAAUUGCCCAAACGGUUUUUAGGGGUGGAUUUAAACGAUCUCGAUGUUCCGUUCGCCGUCGGAUCAUUCUGACUUGCAAACACGCGACAGUAUCUCCAGGAUAUAAAGAUUUAGUGCCCUAGAUACUAAUGCGUUUUUGUACGAACUAGCUUCUGCCUGGCGUGUACAAAGGACUGUGAUGUAAUUGCGCGCUUGAAAAAAAAAACCAAAUAAAAGAGGGUAGCCGAUGUGUGUAGUGUAGUGUAGUGCGGCGAGUGUCCAGGAAAUCAACCAUGAAAACACUUGCAUCCGUACCGAGAGCCCCUUCAGCACUGCUCGUUCUUACAUCUUGGAUCCUCGUCCUCGUGGAGCUAUGUACCGUAUUUUCGGGAGGUCACGCAGCCCACGCUGUGAAGAAGAGAUUCACCGGGCUCUAUACGGGACCCUAUUUCGAUCCAUCUACUACAACGAACAUCACCACCCAGCUAGGCACUCACGCAUACCUUCCUUGCAAGGUAAAACAACUCGGAAAUAAGUCCGUUUCAUGGAUCCGGCGUCGCGAUGCUCAUAUUCUCACCGUCGAUCGGUUCACUUUCAUCGCUGACGAUCGCUUCCAAGCGUUUCUCGUCGAACCAACCGACACCUGGACACUUCAAGUCAAAUACGUUCAAGCUAGAGAUGCCGGCCAAUAUGAAUGUCAAGUUAGCACCGAACCCAAAAUGAGUCAUUUCAUUACUUUAAAUGUUGUGGUUCCCAAGAUCGAGAUAAUGGGCGAAUCGGACAUCUACGUAAGAACUGGUAGCCCGGUAACCUUAAAAUGCGUCAUUACGCAAUCGUUGGAGGAACCUGCUUAUAUUUUUUGGUACCACGAUGAGGAGCGCGUUUUGGAUUAUGACAGAUCGGUUUUAGACAUCAAUAUGGAAAGGAUAAGGCAAGAUACGACCAUCGGCACACUCGUUAUUUAUCAUGCUCGACUUGAAGAUUCUGGAAAUUAUACUUGUAGCCCAUCAAAUUUGGAUUCUGCUAGCGUGUUACUUCACGUCUUAAACGGUGAACAUCCAGCAGCUAUGCAACGUGGAAAAAAUGGAGCAUCUCCGAUUCCUGGAUGGUCUCACUUGUCCAUGGGCCUGGGGUUGACGGCUUGUACUUCUCGAAAGUUUGCUUUCCUGAUUGCAAUAACAGUUGCGGUGGUUGCCGAGCUGUUAGUGACAUAAGACUUAAGUAGAGACACAGCGCGAGAACAGAACGAAGUGUAGACUUUUUUACUGUGUAUACUUUUUCAGAAAAAAAAACAAAACAGUAUCAAAUCUAAAUGUUGUUCUCAAAUCUACGUACAAAGGUUGCUCAAAUUCAUUGUUGCUGCGGUUCAGUUUCGCUUACGACUGUUGUUGACGGUUUUUCGUUGGUAAGCGUUUGGACCUGACGAUCGUAUUCGGUGUUCAGCUCCUCAUUUGGCUUAUAUAGUACCGAACGUUUUAGAUCGCGCUAUGACGAUUGGUGCUCUAAUAUACUUGUGCCAAAGAAACGUUCUAUUCCUGGUUAUAACAGCCAUUGAAAUUCUGUGCACUCCUUAUUGAAAUACUCUAACAUAUCAAUUAAUUUCAUUCCGAAUCAACCACCCAGAAAACAAUGAAAAUAAUAAAAAAAAUAUUCAUCUUAUUUUCUCAAAUUUGUGUUACUAGAACGAUUUAUAUUCAACAUACACACUAUACGAUACAAAUUUAUAUGGGUCCAUAAUCAAUACCAACGAUAUUUCCUACAAUUUUAAAAUAUUCUGCUUUUACAGUUUCAUAAUGUUUGUAAAGAUUUUCGUUAUCGGGUGACACACUCAAGAAUUCCAAACAAUCUCGCAAGGAUUGCACAAAAUUUCAAUUAACCCGUCACGUUUCCCCGAUUGUACAUACAUUUGCAUAUUUGCGCGAUACGUGGUUUGGGGUCCGGCUGUGUAAAGCGUGAGAGCAUCAAGAAAUCACAACGAAGGUGGAGGGAAAGAAAAAAAUGAACCAUACCCCGCAUUCCCCGCCAAACAUUUCCGUUUACUGUUAUCUAUUACAUGCUCGAUAGAUGUGGGGAACACUUUCCAGUUUUUAUUUUUUUAAGAAAGCGUUCCCGGUUGUGUACAUAAAAAUUAUUAAGGAAUUAACUUGUAAGCUGAUACAGACAUGUAACCGCACUUUGGACUGUGUGAUUCGUUUAAAACCCACCUAACCCUAACCAAUACCGUACCCAAAAAUAAAAAACAGGCGAUAAGUCGUUAUCAUAAGGUGUGAUUAAAUUCUUAAGAUAGUUAGAAAACUAAAUGUAAAGUUAAUAAUAAUAAAAUAUAACAAUAUAUCAUCAUUCAAGGAUGUGCGCGAUGUAUAAAAUACAACAGACACUUUUGGUUUGUUUCGAACACGAAAGAAAGUAAAUAUAUAUACACACAAAUAUAUAUUAUAUAAAAAAGAAGCUUCUCCAUCCGUUAGUUUGAAUAUCUUAGAGAGAAUUUUUGACGAAAAAUGGAUUUAAAAAAACAUGAAAACGUGAACUUGUUACACUGAGAACUGUGAAUAAUAUAGGCGUAGGCGACGUGUUUUUUGUUACACUAUAAACAUUCAGUGUACUUUAGGUAAGGUCGGAAUUGUAACCCAAAUUUUCUGUUAAAAUAAAUCGUUAUGAAAUAAAAAGAGAGUCUGAUGUUUCA